AAAAGGUUAGGCGCAAUCAAACAUUGCUGUCUUUUCUUAGCAACGCCACGUGUUUUUCAUUCCAUCCCGGCUGGCAAUAUACUGGGUAAACGCCGAGGAGAUUUUCACUUUAUAAAUCGGGUCGAGCCAUUUUGUUUCUUCAUUCCCUGUGCUUUAUUUUAGAGUUGUGAGAAAUUUUUAAGCUGUGAUAUGAGGGUUCUACUGAUUGGUUUAAGUUUAACGUUGGUGUGCUUCCUGGCAGUGAAAGCUGAUGACGAUGCGGAUGCGGAUGCAGCUUUAGAUGAGCGUGAUCAGGUAUUUCAACGAGGAAAAUAUUUCGAUUCGAAGAAAAAACUAAAAGGUGCAGGUGGUAAAAUGAAAAAGAUGCAGGUGGCAAAAUUGGCAAAAGGCAGAAAAGGAGAAGUUGAGCUGGAGGAGGAGGUAUUAGUUGAGCGGGCCGAUGAAUUUGAAAGCUGGGUAAAAAGAUUAGAAGAUGAGAUUGACAACAUUCAGGUUGAGGAAGAGUCUGAUAUUGAUACGGAGAAAAGGGAACAAGGUUGGAAGACAUAUGGUAAAAUCAAAAAAGGAGAAGAGGAAGUGCUGGAGUUAGAAAAGCGUCAGAUGAACCCCUCCAACAAAGGAUUCAACAAAUUUGGAAAUGGAAAAUUCGGAGGCCGAUUCGGAAAGUCACGCGCAGGAAACUAAACCGUAAAAGAGUACAUGUUCGAUUAAGGUUCAGAAAAUUAGUAUUAUUCCACCAGCAACUUCAUUUUGGUAUUUACAGUGAUAAUUAUUUGUGCUAAUUUGGGAGGUUGUAUUUUUUCGAAUAAAUGAUGUAAAAUAUUUUCGGUGAAAGUAACAAGAUUUACUAAAAAUUAUACUUUUAUUGAGGUUUUGCUUUUAAUGUUUAACAGAAAUAUAUGUAUAUUAUGUGUUAUUAUAAAGUUAUAAACGCUAAUUUUGCAUUCA
Molecule: messenger RNA, 948 nt
Organism: Bolinopsis microptera
Lineage: Eukaryota; Metazoa; Ctenophora; Tentaculata; Lobata; Bolinopsidae
Exons: 8
Coding region: 190-684 (164 amino acids)
Source: RefSeq, a predicted model, not a curated record